This is a messenger RNA of Metarhizium brunneum ARSEF 3297, 2094 nucleotides long. RefSeq lists its product as uncharacterized. NCBI's taxonomy places the organism in Eukaryota, Fungi, Ascomycota, Sordariomycetes, Hypocreales, Clavicipitaceae. The record is from RefSeq and is a predicted model, not a curated record.
AUGGAGAGUCCGACGGUUGGCACAAUGGGACGUGCGCCAGCGAACCAACAACUUGGUUCAUCUCCUUCUCGACUUAAUCACAGAAGAGCUCAGUCACUUGAUGAGUGUCGCUCACUUCGAAUGGACUCGAAGAAUUCAUCACGAUCACUUUUGUGGCUGCCAAGCGUGAGGCGUCAGCGACCCACCCCCCCCGUCUUCAUCCGGAGCGACGAUGAUAGCGACCGAGCCUUGUCUUCACUCCCUUCCGCCAAGCUCGGAGUUUCUAAAAUCUCGCCAGCGAGAUCAGUUCAUGCUUAUGAGGAAUCUAAGGAAGAUGCAGUUGGUAAGCGUUCUGCGGAUGAGAGUUCUGUCACCAGAACACGUUGGUCUGAGUUGCCGAGAGCAGAACAGAAUCGAGGGCCAACAAGGCGGAAUUCACAGCAUAUUGCCGGACAAUAUGAACAAUGCAUGGACAAAAGUCGAAAACCCUCUGAACGGUCAUUUUCCCCAUUCUCUGACUCUGCUGUCACUAUGAUGCAAGACGGCUGCUUGGAACGUCUGGUUGUGACUCCCUCGCUAGGCCAUCAUGACGCCUGGACACAGUCAGUACAGCUCAUGAUCAAGGAAACAGCAGACGCCUUUGAAGCAGUUCACGAGAAUAUGGACGAUACGAGUUUGACGUCAUGGUUACACGACUUGCCAGAGACGUCAGAAACGACGGGGGGGCCGGAAACGCCGGCUGAUUUUGAUGCUCUUCAUACCACUACUCAACAUCACCAAGAAGACAAAACAAGCAAUCGACCUACUCUCUCCAAGAGAACUAAAUCACCUAUAGACAAGCCCCUUCCCCUGUGCCCCGAGACACAAACUAUGAAUUCGCUGAAGAAGGAAUCAAAAAAAGUCUCCCAGCCCCGUACUUCGCAGCCAACCAAACCCGCCAGAUGGGCGGUAUCAAAUGGCGUUGCUCAGCUCUUCUCUGGCACACGCUUCAAGCGCGUACAAGCCGAUGAGAUGCUGACUCCAGAGAAGCUCGAAGAGGUGCGAGCCAGACGUACACAUAAAGACCAGCAGCCGUCGUCGUUUGAGGGGCGAGACUCAAGCGAUUCGUCUGAUAGUGCCUGGUCGCGGCAGACCACGACAAGUUCCGCCAAGAGCAACAAGAACAACAGCAACGCAGAGAGGCCAUCAGUAUUGCCGCUUGACGAAGCUGUUAUCCAUGCAGACUUUUCCUUACCCAGCAUGUCAAUGCAAAAGUCUGCCAUACCACGAGCGCGUCACGAAAGCGACACCAUCGUAGUCACAAGUAACGUUUACCCCCUAAACCCGCCUCCUAAGAACCCCCAGAGAUUCGUUUUCACGAAUACCAAGGCACGACUUCCGACUAUACCAGAAGUCGAAUCCGACGACGAGCUUGAGGAGCCAGCGGGCCGGCCGAGUGUUGAUCACAGCGUCCGAUCUCAAGAUAGUGGUGACUUGGUCUAUCUUCCCGGCACGCAGCUGUCUACUGUUAACUCUUCCUUCAAGCACGGUCGAAUUGCCUGCCAAAUCGCAGAUUCAUAUGUCAACUCGGAUGAGGAGAUGGAUGAUUCCAUCGACAGUGGUGCCUACCAAAUAGCUAUCCAGGGCCUUACAAGCGGCGACUCGCGAACGGCCACGUAUGACGAUGAUGAGAAUGACCUGGCUGAUGACAUGACAGCUUGGUUCUCAACAUUUGGCUUUGAAACCCACGGCGAACUCAUUCCGGAUGGGGCGGCUUCACCAUGGAGUCUCUCAUCACACAGCAUCACAUCUACAUCCCCAUCUACGGUCAGCGGGGACACAGAGGCUCCCGUCCCAGUUAGUUCCGAAGACGGCUACACAUUUGCAGAGCCCAUUCGCUUCUUCCGAAGUCAUGCACCUCCAAGAAAGUGGACGCCAGAGGAGGACUCGGCCAAGCACUAUACUUUGCGAUAUCCCCAGGGUCAGUCAUUCAGGCUGAAGUCAGCCCCAUUGGUGGUAGGGGACGGCGAGAGAGACUGCGUGUCUGAACAGGUAGCCGAGUCGGCGGACCUGAGUGCAAGCAUGAAGCAAGACAUUGCAGCACUUUUGAGAUGGAUGGCGGCAGGAGGAGAGUAA